Messenger RNA from Momordica charantia (bitter melon), 845 nucleotides. Lineage: Eukaryota; Viridiplantae; Streptophyta; Magnoliopsida; Cucurbitales; Cucurbitaceae. The record is from RefSeq and is a predicted model, not a curated record.
GCCAUAAUUGUCGAAUGUCUUCAGGCAAGAAAGCCUACUUCAGCCAUCAACCCAAUCCAAUGCAAUCAAUUGAAUCGCCUCAUGGCAUAUUCCUUAAACCCGGCCCAACAAACCUAAUUCCCAUUCCCAUAUAUACAAAUUUGCAAUCCGAUUUUGCCCUAAUCUGCCAAUCUCCCCUCGUCGCCUUGGUUACCCACGACUGCGACGAUAUGCAGAUCUUCGUGAAAACGCUGACAGGGAAGACCAUAACUCUCGAGGUCGAGAGUUCUGAUACCAUCGAUAAUGUGAAGGCCAAGAUUCAGGACAAGGAGGGAAUACCGCCGGACCAGCAGCGUCUCAUUUUUGCUGGUAAGCAGCUGGAGGAUGGUCGAACUCUUGCCGACUACAACAUCCAGAAAGAGUCCACCCUACACCUUGUGCUAAGGCUCCGUGGAGGUUCUAAGAAGCGCAAGAAGAAGACCUACACCAAACCUAAGAAAAUCAAGCACAAGAAAAAGAAGGUCAAGCUCGCCGUGCUUCAGUUUUACAAGAUCGAUGAUUCGGGAAAGGUUCAGAGGCUCAGGAAAGAGUGCCCCAACGCUGAAUGCGGAGCUGGUACUUUUAUGGCCAAUCAUUUUGAUCGUCAUUACUGUGGCAAGUGUGGUUUGACUUACGUGUAUCAGAAGCCCGGCGGUGAUUAGGUCUCCUUUAAUGCUACAUUUUUUUUUGGAUAGAGAUUGGUUGUUAUGAUAAUCACCGUUUUGGGACAAUACUAGGACUGCAAAUUAUCAAAUGGAUCUAUUUUCAUAAAUUGUGUUACGUUUGGAGACGCUCAAUGCUCAAUUUUGGUUAACAGUUCUGAAGUA